Messenger RNA from Carica papaya (papaya), 1203 nucleotides. RefSeq names its product plant/protein. Lineage: Eukaryota; Viridiplantae; Streptophyta; Magnoliopsida; Brassicales; Caricaceae. The record is from RefSeq and is a predicted model, not a curated record.
GCCAUUUUUCCUUCUUCUUCCUUUGCUUGCUUGUUACCGCCCGGGCCCUGUUACACACUUCUUCACGCCUUCCCAAACAAACACCUUCUUCUUCUUCUGCAUAUUCAGUUGGGUGAUCAAGACGAGGAAGCUACUAUUACUGUUUACCUACAGUUGAUAAUCAUGGAUUCCUUGCCAUCAGUCUCACCUUCCAUAGUCCUGCCUCGCAGUACCCACCUCUUCUCUUCGCGACGCCGCCAUCUCUCCCUCUCUUCUUCCCGUUCCAUCACUGCUCUCUUCCUUCCCCGCUACUCCUCCUUGUUUCGCUCGCCUACUAGGAGGGUAUCCCCGCAAGUCGUUAAUUGCAAAUUUAGCGGCCAGGAAGAUGCCAGACAAGACGACGGAGAAGAUGAUAAUGGAAAUGAGGAUAUGGAAAGGGCUCUCCACUUGGACGGUACCAUUCCGGGGACUCCUGAUGAGUUCGUGAAGAGGGUCUCCUCCCGUGCUUACGAUAUGCGCAGGCAUCUGCAACAGAGCUUCGAUUCCAGCAGCUAUGACGUAUUGGACGCCAACCCAUGGAGAGAAGCUUCCAAGCCUGUAUAUGUACUAACUCAAAGAGAGAACCAGUUGUGCACAAUGAAAACACGAAGAAAUCGCAGUGAAGUUGAAAGGGAGCUUGGGUUACUGUUUUCUAAAGGAGGGAAGCGAAGAUCUGAAUAUGGCAACCAGGCUAAACAGUCUAGAGGAACGAAGUUCCAAAUGCUUGUGGAGGACAUUAGGGAUGGAGUACUUGUAUUUGAAGACGAGAAGGAAGCUGCACGAUACUGUGACUUACUGCAGGGAGGAGGUCAAGGUUGUGAGGGUGUCGCAGAGAUUGAAGCUUCAUCAGUGUUUGAUCUUUGCCAGAAGAUGAGGGCACUUGCAGUGCUGUUUCGUAGGGGAAGGACACCUCCAUUGCCUCGGAGUCUAGAGCUCAGCUUGAGAGCCCGUAAGCGGUCUCUCGAAGACUAAAUGAAGCUGACUUAUAUCUAACACAGGAAAGAAAGAUGAAAAGAAAGAAAGAAAGAAAAGAGAUGCAUUUGCUUCAAAUUGGAUCCCAUUAUUAGUGUAAUUUAUAAAUUCAUUUCAGACAAACUAAUAAAUAUCUAAAAAGAAGAAAGAAAUUGCAGCAAUUGAUUUAAGUAUAUUUACACGUCCUAUUAUUUUUAUCAUGUUCAUUUGCCA